Molecule: messenger RNA, 2051 nt
Organism: Cannabis sativa
Lineage: Eukaryota; Viridiplantae; Streptophyta; Magnoliopsida; Rosales; Cannabaceae
Product: protein DETOXIFICATION 49
Exons: 1
Coding region: 286-1950 (554 amino acids)
Biological process (GO): xenobiotic detoxification by transmembrane export across the plasma membrane
Cellular component (GO): membrane
Molecular function (GO): antiporter activity; xenobiotic transmembrane transporter activity
Source: RefSeq, a predicted model, not a curated record
UCAAACUAUAUCCUUUUCAUUUUUUUUUCUCUUAUUAAUUAUAAUAAUUCUUUCCAAGUUUAAUCCUUUAUAUUCACACCAUAUAUGGCAACAAAUUAAAAAAGCCGUCCCCAUAAUAAAUAAAUGUAUAUUUUUUCCACUUACAAAAAUCUGUCUUUAAAUUCAUUCUCUACCCCUUUCUCCACAACUCUAUACCUCUCUCUUCUCUCUGUCCUUGGUUUUUCAGAGUCUCAUCGUCUCUGAUUCUUUGUUUUUCUUCCGUUGAUAAAACACAGGACAAAAACUAUGUGCCACCACUCUUCAUCUCCUUCUUCUUGCUUGUGCGAUUAUGAUUCGAACCAGCCUAAAGUUUCGUCUGUUACAGUCCAAGACAGUAAUGAACGAACCCCUUUGAUUAAUUCAAAGACCACAGAUUUAUUAGAAUCCCAGACUCAAAACUCUCAAAGGUCCCAUCUUUCUGAGGCAGUUUCCGAAGCCAAAUGCAUAGCCAACAUAGCUCUUCCGAUGGUCCUAACGGGGCUUUUGCUCUAUUCUCGCUCACUCAUCUCCAUGCUUUUCCUGGGUCGACUCGGCGAGUUGUCUCUGGCUGGUGGGUCUCUUGCUAUAGGAUUUGCUAACAUUACAGGGUACUCUGUUCUCUCAGGACUCGCUAUGGGGAUGGAGCCCAUUUGUGGCCAAGCUUUUGGAGCAAAAAGGUUCAAACUUCUCGGCCUUACCUUGCAGAGAACUGUGAUUUUGCUUCUAUUGACUUCUCUUCCAAUAGCCAUUUUAUGGCUAAAUAUGAGGAGAAUCUUGUUACUCUGUGGUCAACAAGAUGAUAUAGCUACAGAAGCUCAAUCUUACAUAUUCUUUUCUCUCCCUGAUCUUAUUGCUCAAUCGAUUCUACACCCUUUGAGAGUCUAUCUCAGAACACAGUCCAUAACUCUCCCUCUCACCUUCUGUGCCACCCUUUCGAUCAUUCUCCACAUUCCCAUAAACUAUUUUCUCGUCUCUGUUCUAAAUCUGGGGAUUAAAGGGGUUGCAUUAAGUGGGGUUUGGACAAAUUUCAACCUUGUUGGGUCAUUGAUUGUGUACGUUGUAAUCUCAGGUGUGUAUAAGAAAACAUGGGUUGAGAUUUCCUCAGACUGUUUGAGAGCUUGGAAGUCACUUUUGAGUUUAGCAAUACCAAGCUGCAUUUCGGUUUGUCUCGAAUGGUGGUGGUAUGAGUUCAUGAUUUUGUUAUGUGGGUUGUUGCUUAAUCCUCAAGCAACCGUUGCUUCAAUGGGGAUUUUGAUUCAAACCACAGCUCUAAUGUACAUUUUCCCAUCUUCUUUGAGUUUUGGUGUUUCAACAAGGGUGGGGAAUGAGCUAGGGGCAAACAAUCCCCAAAGGGCUAAACUUGCAGCCAUAGUUGGGCUUUUGUACAGCUCUGUUUUGGGACUCUCGGCAUUGUUGUUUGCCGUAAUGGUGAGAAAUAUUUGGGCCAAAAUGUUCACACAAGAUGUUGAGAUCAUUGCAUUGACAUCAAUGGUUUUGCCCAUAAUUGGUCUUUGUGAACUUGGAAACUGCCCUCAAACAACCGGUUGUGGCGUUUUGAGAGGCACAGCUAGGCCUUCUCUCGGUGCUAAUAUCAAUUUGGGCUGCUUUUACCUUGUGGGAAUGCCGGUUGCUAUUUGGUUAAGCUUUUAUGUGGGGUUCGAUUUUACAGGGUUAUGGCUUGGUCUUUUGGCUGCUCAGAGCUCCUGUGUGGUCACCAUGUUGGUCGUUUUGGCUCGAACCAAUUGGGAAAUUCAAGCUCAAAGAGCCAAGGAACUCACAGGGAGUCAUGUCACACUUGAAGAAGUUGAUCUUGACCAUAAUCAUGAUUAUUAUGAUGAUGAUGAUGAAGUAAAAGAUUCUUUUUGUUCAUUACAUUUUGCAGAGUCUGAUGACCAUAGCAGUAGUAACAAUAAUAAUAACUCACAAGUGUGACUCAUUUGUAUGUACUUCUUUGAGACCUACUACAUUAACCAAAAUUGUGAAAAUGCUAGGGGUCAUCAUACUCAUAAUUCAUUUCAUUAUGAUUCUUAAUG